AUGUGGGAGUUUUUCAACAUCUCAUCAAAGAUGAAAGCCAGACACAAAUUUCCACAGCGAGGAGGUCUGCUUGAAAGCAGAGGCCGAAAUGGAAGCUCUGAAAGCGAUCAGAGCUGGAGCUUUGUGAUGUUGUUUGGUGAUGGUUGA
Messenger RNA from Prunus armeniaca (apricot), 147 nucleotides. The record is from the annotation of a GenBank genome assembly. NCBI's taxonomy places the organism in Eukaryota, Viridiplantae, Streptophyta, Magnoliopsida, Rosales, Rosaceae.